AGGGUAUAUAGCCCAGACGGUCUCCUGCUGUACCCACUCUACCCCGACACUCCCACAACACAACAACAGCAGCAGCAGCAGCAACACAGCAACACUCGUCAUGAAGAGAGCAGCGACUGUGGCUCUUGCCUUUGCGGCGUUCGUGGCAAUCUUCGGUCAAGGGAGCCCGUGUCCUACCGGGUACGUGUCCUUCACCGUGGACCCGAUGACGCCCGUCUGUAUAAAGUUCUACACGGAGGAGAAGGGGUCGUGGGACCACAUGAGGGCCCUGUGUCAGGCAGAAGGGGCCGACCUGGCCGAGCUCAAGGGCGACCUCCACCACCAGGUGGUCCAGUACCUCACCGGGUACCGUGAAUUUAACGAGAGAGCAUAUUGGAUUGGAGGAACCGACGCGGGCCACGAAGGAACGUGGGUGUGGGUGAGCGACGGGUCGGCGAUGGAGAUGGGCGUCCCACACUGGUACCCGUGUGACGGCGGAGAGCCCAACGACGGCACCUUAGCCAACUACGCCUGUAUCCACACUCCUGACUUCUACUUCCAUAGCUGCUACAACCACGACGAUAUCUACGCCAUCUGCCAGAUCUAAGUCUUCUCCAACCACACUUAUGCUGACCUCAGCCACGAAGGCCUCCCCAUCUACCCAUAUAAACGUUUUCAGCAGAGUGGAAGUUGACAACGAAUUCUCGCAUUGAAACUUCAAAGAACCGAGGUUUUAUAUAUGUGAAAAAUAUGAAUUAAGGACAAUUUAUCGAGUGAGAGUGAGAGAAAAUUUUACAUAUGAAAAGGGUAUGGCAGAUUGGCACUAAAAACGGGAAUGUCUAGAGAGAACUUUAAAAUACAAAUAUAAUUUACUUACA
Molecule: messenger RNA, 857 nt
Organism: Procambarus clarkii (red swamp crayfish)
Lineage: Eukaryota; Metazoa; Arthropoda; Malacostraca; Decapoda; Cambaridae
Product: perlucin-like protein
Source: RefSeq, a predicted model, not a curated record